UAACGCAGUUUCUGAUGGUCCAAUUAGUGACGCGACGGCAAGCACGGCCUAAUGUUUCUUUGCCCCUGAUACCAGGGAGAGCAAGCGCUUUGGGUUAUUAUUUCUGGGAGCUGAGUUUCAGCAUAACUAACAUUUGUGUAUGCCUAGGAGCUCCUUAAUAUGCAUCCUGCCUUAAGAUAAAUUCUUUGCACCUACAGAAUGGCAUUUGCUGCACUUGGAGUCACUUCAGUAAGCGUCCUGUGCAUCUUUAAUGGCGUCUGUCUUUUUCUUCCUUGUCUGCCACUCCAUUUUCACAUUAAUGAGGAUUUAUUUAUAUUUUCUUUUUGCUCGCUAGAAGUUGAGAAAGUAAUGUAUUGAGAGGCAGGAUGUUGGGUAGGUUUGGGGUUUUUUUGGGGGUUUUAUCUUUUUUUUUUGCAUUUGAGGAGGUGGGCAGUUUGGGGGUUUGGUUUGGCUGUUUUACAAAUAAAGACCUGCAAAUGGACAACAGGUGCUGUCUUUUGUUAUUGGGUGAGGAGAAAAGGAAACCAAAGGCUUAAAGUGUUUCCUGCUGUCUUCUGUGCCUCUUGCCACUCUUGGUGUCCUUGGAAAUAGUUUUCCGCAUUAAGAUGCGUGAUCCCCUGUAUCAGAACACUUUAUGUGAAAGCUUGAAUGCUGUUUCAAAACUCAAAACAAGGUGUGCCCUUGUUGUAUCUGAUCCUCUAGAAGUUGUGUGUACUAUAUCCCCCAAAAUAAGCAAGCGUGGUCUUCUGUCUGCAAGCUGAAAUGCAGCAAGUCACUCAAGUUUGAGGUGGGCUUGAUUUAUUAGUUGUCUGAAAAAGGGAUACCAGCAAUUUACUUUUACCGUAAACAUUUUCUUUCCCAUUAUCGCAGGACAGUAACCCCCCAUGCCACUGAAACAACCAGAGAAGUCGGUAUCCUCAAAGAGCCCACUUUCUCCAGCAUCCCAGGUUCAGGGUCUCAGUGACCUUGCAAAAGCUCCCCAUGAAGUGCCAGCUGGGUGCUGCAGAAAGUGGAUCAAAGAGACUGAUUCGGCUUACAUCAGGCUGGCAAAGCGAGGAGGCCGACCUGACCUACUGAAGCACUAUACUCCUGUGACAAGGAGGACCUCUCCAGCAGCAUAUGCUGUGCCUGACUGGUACUCGUACCGCUCCAGUCCCCCAGUGACCAACGAGCCAUGGAGCUCUGUUUCCUCGCUACAAGGUUAUACGAUUCACAGAAAGUUUAAGGCUGACGUCCAUCAUCGUAAUAGUUACGAGCCGAGAAGAGGGCCUUUUGAUUUGGAUGUGCAAAGUGUUUGGCAGUGGGAUGCUAAGGACAAAGAAAAGACCGAGAAAAAGAAGGUAAAGCUUCCAGCUAUAAAACCUAAAUAUCCAAGCAGAAUGCCGACUGUUUCUACAAACAAGGAAUUUAGUGGGAAAAAUAAGCUUUCCUUCCCACCUAUGUCAGCUCAGAAAAAAACUGAAGCUGUAAGCUUUAGCAAAUUAAUUAGCAAUGGUUAUGGGACUGACUGGUUUCACCAGUGUGCCGGAUGGGAAAAAAAGAUUCAAGAAACAUCAGAAAAUAGUGAGCAGUCCAAAGAUUCAGAGCCGUCACAGUCUGAAUCAUCAUCUGCAAGCAACAAGUCAAAAGCCACUGUUUCAAGGAUGUAAUAAGUAACUUAAAAGACUAUUGGGGAAAGUAAAGCCUUAUAUGGCCCACUUAUAGUCCACUAUUUACAUGUCUGUUAGAUUACUUUUUAUAGUUGAAUUCAUCCCUGAUUGAGAAGGUCAUUUGGAUGGAUGAACUUCCUUGUGCUUGAUUACAGCAAAUGUUAAAGAACAGGCAAUGGCUGUCAGUGCGUAUUCCUAGACUUUAUCUUAAUAAUAAACAAAAUAAAGCAAAACUCAGGUUCUCUCCUACACCACACUAGUGCUCCUUUGCUGUUGUCAAAUAGGUUUACCAUAUUGCUGUUGAUUUGACUAGGCCAUAAAGAAAGGUGCAGGGGAACUGUAUGGUACAAGAUGAAAUGUAAAUAGAAAGUAUUGAACUGGUAUGAAUACUUGCAGUGGAAAAGUCAAGCCUUCAAGGGAAAGAUAGCUGUUUAUUCCCAAAAGCACAUUUAUUUAGACCAGAUAUUCAGCUUUCUAGAACAAUUCUAGCACUAUGCCUGCUGCACAAGAAUUAGUUGAUCAGUCAUAGUGUUCAGCUACAUAAUUAAAUUAAGGUGUGGUAGCAUUUCCUUUUAUAGUCUUAUUAUAUAGGAGAUAAAUCACUGGGUAACAGUGGUGUGGCCUAAGCUAUAUAUAAUGUCUGCACUUUCAACUGUUAAAUAAAAAUUUUAUUUAU
Molecule: messenger RNA, 2325 nt
Organism: Phalacrocorax carbo (great cormorant)
Lineage: Eukaryota; Metazoa; Chordata; Aves; Suliformes; Phalacrocoracidae
Source: RefSeq, a predicted model, not a curated record